AGUGAAAAAAGUGAAUACGGAAAAUUUUAUUAGUGGAAAAAAAAUUACAAGAAAAAAAACAGAAGUGAAAAAAUAAAUAUAAUAAAAUAAUUAUAAAUCAUUUUGGAAUGAUAUUCUAAAUAAAGCAAAACAGCUCAUAUAUUAACAAAAUAAAAGCAUAUACAUAUACGCUAAGUAUUAAAAGUUAAGUGUAAUUAUAUAUUGAAAAAUAAACAGAAAAGACACAAAAAUGGCUUUAUUUUUUAAUGUGGGUACCAACCCAUUUUCUACGCCUGUUGGUCAAAGGAUUGAGCAAGCCACCGAUGCAUCUUUGGCCACUGAAAAUUGGGCUCUCAAUAUGGAGAUUUGCGACAUGAUAAAUGAAUCUUCCGAUACGGCACGUGAUGCCAUGAAAGCCAUACGCAAACGUCUGCAACAAAAUGCCGGCAAAAACAAUCAAGUGAUCAUGUUUACACUCAUUGUCUUGGAGACGUGUGUUAAAAACUGUGGCAAGGCAUUUCAUGUGUUGGUGGCGCAAAGAGACUUUAUACAAGAGUUGGUGAAAUUAAUUGGACCCAAAAAUGAUCCACCUAUGGUGGUGCAGGAGAAAGUGCUUAGUCUUAUACAGACCUGGGCAGAUGCGUUUAAAAAUCAACCUGAUCUAAAUGGCGUAACACUAAUGUAUACAGAGUUGAAGAAUAAGGGUAUAGAAUUUCCACAGCCGGAUGCAGAGAAUAUGGCACCCAUAUAUACGCCACAAAGGAGUGUUCCAGAACAGCCACCACCUCAAGUUGUAAAUCAACCAGCUGCUGUGUCACCACAACAUCCCAUGAUGACUGCUGCUGGUUUACCGACUGCUGGUCCCACACAACUGACUCCAGAACAAAUUGCUAAGCUACACUCUGAAUUGGAAAUUGUUUCGAUGAACAUGUCAAUUUUAGGUGAAAUGUUGACAGAACUUAAACCGGGACAAGAGGAACCGGACGACUAUCAAUUACUCAAUGAUUUAACAGCUACUUGCAAAGAAAUGCAAUCACGUAUUGUUGAUUUAAUUGGUCGCGUUACCGAUGAUGAAUUGACCGCUGAACUGUUGCGCAUCAAUGAUGAGUUAAAUAAUUUAUUUUUGCGCCAUCAACGUUAUGAAAAGAAUCGUGCCAGCCACACCGGUGUUACUUCACCUUCGGCUGUUUUAGGCGCUGCCAUUGGUAUACCACCAACUGCAGCAGCAGCUGCUGCCGGUGGUGCAGCCGCAGAAUCACCAAAAUUAUUAGAUUUUCCCGAUAGUAAUAAAGAUGAUCUGUUAAAUAGUUUUAGUCGUUUAGGUGUCAGUAAUACAACGAAACCAACAGCCAAGGAUGCCGAUGAAUUUGAUAUGUUGGCACAAUCUCGCACUAAUGGCAACAACAAAAGUGAUUUAUUAAAAGACAUUCCAACUUUGGACGCCACAGCUGGCAGCUUAGGAUCGCCCUUCAAGCGUCCCGGCAGCAAUAUGCCGGUGGUAAGUAAACCUGCUAAAGAAAAUGAGAUCGAUGAGAUGGAAGAAUGGUUAGGCAGCUCUAAAGAGAUUGAAGGACUGGAGGAAACGGUUACCAGCUCAGAAUUUGAUAAAUUUCUAGAAGAACGUGCUGCCGCAGCCGAAAAUCUUCCCACUAUACAAGCCACUAACAAUUUAGAUAAUGCCCAACAGCAGCAUACACAAAAUGUGGAUAAAAAUAAAUCGAAAAAAGCUGAAGAAGAUCUGCUAUUACUUUGAGCUUAUACGCGAACGCGAGUAUUUAUUUAAUUUGUUGUUAAAAUUUCUACUUUAUUCUACUUACUUCGUCUGGAAACCUCAUCAAAAUGGAA
Calliphora vicina (urban bluebottle blowfly) is the source of this 1824-nucleotide messenger RNA. Its product is annotated as TOM1-like protein 2. Gene Ontology annotation, cellular component: endosome; membrane. NCBI's taxonomy places the organism in Eukaryota, Metazoa, Arthropoda, Insecta, Diptera, Calliphoridae. The transcript is spliced from 9 exons. Gene Ontology annotation, molecular function: ubiquitin binding; phosphatidylinositol binding; clathrin binding. The coding region runs from base 230 to 1732 and encodes 500 amino acids. The record is from RefSeq and is a predicted model, not a curated record. Gene Ontology annotation, biological process: signal transduction.